Micropterus dolomieu (smallmouth bass) is the source of this 1196-nucleotide messenger RNA. It is a transcript of the gene psmd9, whose product is annotated as proteasome 26S subunit, non-ATPase 9. The transcript has 6 exons. Gene Ontology annotation, cellular component: nucleus; cytoplasm. Gene Ontology annotation, biological process: proteasome regulatory particle assembly. Bases 29 to 664 code for a protein of 211 amino acids. The record is from RefSeq and is a predicted model, not a curated record. Gene Ontology annotation, molecular function: protein binding. Lineage: Eukaryota; Metazoa; Chordata; Actinopteri; Centrarchiformes; Centrarchidae.
GUGGCGCCUCACACUGAAUUGAGCAGCCAUGAAGAUGACAGAGGAAAACAGUUCUGGAAAGUGGGAAAUAACAAUGGAUGAUGUAAAAAACCUUGUUAAAAAGAAAGAUGAAAUAGAAGAGCAGAUAAAAGCUUAUUACGAUGUUUUGGAAGACCAAGGUGUUGGAGUUGAAGAUCCAUUGGUUGACGAAGAGGGCUACCCCCGAGCAGAUAUUAAUUUAUACCAGAUCAGGACAGCAAGACACAAUAUUUCAUGCCUGCAGAACGAUCAUAAGGAAAUCAUGGUGGAGAUCGAAGAAGCCCUCCACAAGCUGCAUGCUCGGGAGAAAGCCAAGCGGGAACGGGAUGAGGCAGAAGGCCAGGAAGAGCCGAUGGAUCAGCAGGUCACUCUUCCUCCUCCCUUUGCACGGGUGGAUGCUGUGACACAAGGAUCACCCGCCUGUGUAGCUGGGCUCAGAGUCGGUGAUGAAAUCAUUGAGUUUGGUUCUGUCAACACGGAAAACUUUCAGAACCUCCAGAAUAUUGCUUCUGUGGUACAACACAGUGAAGGGAAACCAUUACGUGUCACAGUCAUCCGGGAUGGCCAGAAAACUCACAUGAGCCUGACGCCAAAGAGAUGGUCAGGCAGAGGUCUGCUGGGAUGCAACAUCAUUCCAAUCCAUUGAUGAUCACUCUGACAUUGUGCAGAAUUUCAAUGGUGAAACCCCUUCUUCCACUUGUUACCCAUGGAUUAUUUCAAAUUGACUUUGUACAUAUACUGCAGACAUUUCCAUCGGUUUGUUGUUUCAACAUCUUAAUUUGAACAGGAAGUAUUCCUUCAUACAAAGGCAGUCUUCAUAAUGAGAUAAAAUGUCAAAUUACUUCUAUUAGAGAUCUUAUGCUGAGUUUACAGAGUGAAAGCUCAAUAAAAAUUACCUUAUACUAAUGCUGAUUAUAAUCUUACCGUUGGCAAUUAAGUUCUUCAUGGAUGCACUCAACAAAUGUCACUGCCAUUAACCCAUUUCAUUAAUCUAUAUCCUGUGUGCAAACGGUAGUUUGUGGUGUAAGAGUACCACUAGAGAUUAACAGGGUUAAUCAAGGAUAUCCAUGAAGUAUAAGAAAAUCUGUAGUAGCUGAAAUAUCUUGCAGAAGUGAUGAACAGACACUGAAUAACUUUUCUAUCGUCAAUAAAGGCUUAUUUGCAACUUGUAGAAACAA